GAGAGCGAGGUGUCUACAGGCUGCAUCUCCACUGAAACAUUUGGAUGGGGGAGACAGAGGAAGAGCUGAAUGGUAGCUACACCCUGCGCCUGGAAGCGUAGAGACACUGUAACAAAGGCUGGCAAUUAUUUUUGUUUUUGGCAAUAACAAAGGUGGGAGAGGGGCUCUGAAAUCGAGGGGAAAUAGCCAAAAGACAGAUUUUUGUUUUUCAGGGGGACUUCUGCUUCAUUUCAUCCGAAAGACUCAUCCCGUGCCAUCAUCAGCAUGACCAUAAGCUCUAAGUAACAUUCGGCAAUAACGCUAUCAAAACAAGAUUUCCAGCAACAGUCGCGCGCAAUCCUAUUUCUGAUUUAUUAUAAUCGUGUGGAGGAAAAAACCCUCCACAAAAAACAGAAAAAAACAAACAAACCCCAAAACAGAUCAGCUGAAUGCCUGCGAGAAACUGGAUACUCUGUGAAAUCGUAAGAAAGAGCGAUCUAACAAAGAAAACUACAUUUUGAUUGAUCUUUUUAAAGCUUGAUGUGCGUGUUUCUGCGCGCACUCGAAUCGAACCAGAACCAAAAGCAAACUCCUCAGACUCCUCCCUCCUCCUCCCUUCGGUUUCUCUCAUCCUCUCCCUCCCCCCGGUCCUCUAUGCUCAGUUCGGUGUGUGUAUCCUCUUUUAAAGGGCGCAAGGGUGGGAACAAGUCGUCCAACAAAGCAUGUUACAGCGCAGACAUGACUUGUCCGUCGGAAAGCGAGAAAAUCGUGAUAAACUGCGGGGGGGUGCGGCAUGAGACCUACCGGAGCACCCUAAAAACGUUGCCCGGUACCCGCUUGUCGUGGCUCACCGAGCCGGACGCGUUCAGCAACUUCGACUACGACCCCAAAUUAGACGAGUUCUUCUUCGACCGCCACCCGUCGGUGUUUUCCUUCAUCCUCAACUAUUACCGCACCGGGAAGUUGCACUGUCCCAACGAUGUGUGCGGUCCCCUGUUCGAAGAGGAGCUGGCCUUCUGGGGCAUCGAUGAGACGGACGUGGAGGCUUGUUGCUGGAUGAAUUACCGGCAGCAUCGGGAUGCGGAGGAGGCGCUGGACAGCUUCGAGACUCCAGAACCGGACGCGCCAGACGACGACCCGGCGCUGGGUGGUGCGGAUGGGGACUUGAAAAGACUGUGCAUGCAAGAGGACGCGAGGAAAGCGGGCUGGUGGAAAACCUGGCAACCCAGAAUAUGGGCGCUCUUUGAAGACCCCUAUUCCUCCAAAUAUGCCCGGUAUGUGGCUUUUAUCUCCCUAUUCUUCAUCCUCAUCUCCAUAUCCACGUUCUGCAUGGAGACGCACGAGGCCUUCAACACCAUCCUCAACAAGACAGAGAAUGUCACAGUGGGCAACAUGACGCGUGAGGAGAUAGUUUAUGAGGUGGUGACUGACAGCUGGUUGACAUAUGUGGAAGGUGUGUGUGUCAUUUGGUUCACCAUUGAGGUCCUGCUUCGAGUCACCUUCUGCCCAGACAAGUUUGAAUUCUUCAAAAGCACCCUCAACAUCAUCGAUUUUGUUGCCAUCCUGCCCUUCUAUCUGGAGGUUGGUCUGAGUGGGCUGUCCUCCAAAGCUGCCAAGGAUGUCCUGGGGUUCCUGCGUGUUGUCCGAUUUGUUCGUAUCCUCCGAAUCUUCAAGCUGACUCGCCACUUCGUAGGUCUCCGUGUCCUUGGCCACACCCUGCGUGCCAGUACCAAUGAAUUCCUCCUGCUCAUCAUCUUCUUAGCUCUUGGUGUCCUCAUCUUUGCCACUAUGAUCUACUAUGCUGAACGAAUUGGCGCAGACCCAGAUGACCCAACAGCCAGUGCCCAUACCAACUUCAAGAACAUUCCCAUUGGAUUUUGGUGGGCUGUUGUGACCAUGACCACGCUGGGUUAUGGAGAUAUGUACCCGGAGACAUGGUCAGGGAUGCUGGUGGGUGCGCUGUGUGCCUUGGCUGGUGUGCUAACCAUUGCUAUGCCUGUACCUGUCAUUGUCAACAACUUCGGCAUGUACUACUCUCUGGCUAUGGCCAAACAAAAGCUUCCCAAAAAGAAGAACAAACAUAUCCCCCGAGCGCCACAACCAGGGUCCCCCAACUACUGCAAGCCAGAUGCCUUGGCGAUGGCUACUGCAUCACCGCAAAGAAUCUUGGGAAAUGUCUUGGGAGGAGUGAUGGGGUCUGGAGGAAUAGCAGGUGACUGUCCUCUUGCCCAAGAAGAAAUUAUAGAGAUCAACAGAGAUUCUAAGCAGAAUGGUGACGCAGCCUCAGCCGCCUUGGCUAAUGAGGACUGCCCCACCAUCGACCAGGUGCUGAGCCCGGAUGAGAGGAGUCCUAUUGGGCGAGGCCCCACUCGGGAACGCUACCAGCAGGACAGAGCCUGCUUCCUUCUUAAUACCAGGGAAUUCCGUGCCACAGAUGGGAAUGUGCGGAAAGAGGCAGCAGCCCUGGCACCCAGCCCAGACUCCCCUCUGACUGAGGAUUGGUAUAAGAUGGAGGGGUCUCUGUUACAGCAGGACCUCAAUGCAAACUCCACAUCUUCCUGGAUCAAACCAUAGACCAGAGUGUUAAGUUUCUAGCAUUCCCCCUCUCUCUAAUGAAGAGUCCAUAAC
This is a messenger RNA of Oreochromis aureus, 2607 nucleotides long. RefSeq names its product potassium voltage-gated channel, Shaw-related subfamily, member 3b (gene kcnc3b). Gene Ontology annotation, molecular function: protein binding; delayed rectifier potassium channel activity. Gene Ontology annotation, biological process: potassium ion transmembrane transport; protein homooligomerization. NCBI's taxonomy places the organism in Eukaryota, Metazoa, Chordata, Actinopteri, Cichliformes, Cichlidae. Bases 520 to 2553 code for a protein of 677 amino acids. The record is from RefSeq and is a predicted model, not a curated record. The transcript is spliced from 6 exons. Gene Ontology annotation, cellular component: dendrite membrane; neuronal cell body membrane; axon.